AUGGAUUUCCCCAAAACCCUAAUAAUCUUCUUCACCACAAUCCUCACUUGCUCGAUUCUCUUCGCCUCGACUCCCGCCCGAGCCGCCAUUUUCGACAUCACCAACCGAUGUCCUUACACCGUCUGGGCUGCCGCCUCACCCGGCGGCGGCCGCAGGCUCGACCGAGGACAGUCCUGGCAGAUCAACGUGGCCCCGGGCACCGUCCAGGCCCGAAUCUGGGGUCGGACGAACUGCAAUUUUGACGGGUCGGGCCGCGGCCGUUGCCAGACGGGCGACUGUAACGGGCUCCUCGAGUGUCGGGGCUACGGGCAGGCCCCGAACACCCUCGCCGAGUUCGCGCUCAACCAGCCCAACAACCUCGACUAUGUCGACAUCUCGCUCGUUGACGGGUUCAACAUCCCGAUGGAGUUCAGCCCGACGACGAACGUGUGCCGGAACCUGAGAUGCACGGGCCCGAUUAACGAGCAGUGCCCGAACGAGCUCCGGGCACCGGGCGGCUGCAACAACCCGUGCACCGUGUACCCGAAUAGGAACGAGUACUGCUGCAAUAACGGGCCCGGGACCUGCGGGCCCACCCCGCUCUCGAGGUUUUUUAAGGAGAGGUGCCCGAUUGCAUAUAGCUACCCGCAGGACGACCCGACUAGCCUUUUCACGUGCCCGGGCGGGACGAAUUAUCGGGUCGUGUUCUGCCCGUGA
Striga hermonthica is the source of this 696-nucleotide messenger RNA. The record is from the annotation of a GenBank genome assembly. NCBI's taxonomy places the organism in Eukaryota, Viridiplantae, Streptophyta, Magnoliopsida, Lamiales, Orobanchaceae.